Molecule: messenger RNA, 584 nt
Organism: Mollisia scopiformis
Lineage: Eukaryota; Fungi; Ascomycota; Leotiomycetes; Helotiales; Mollisiaceae
Product: eukaryotic translation initiation factor 5A-like protein
Exons: 3
Coding region: 1-426 (141 amino acids)
Biological process (GO): positive regulation of translational termination; positive regulation of translational elongation
Molecular function (GO): ribosome binding; RNA binding; translation elongation factor activity
Source: RefSeq, a predicted model, not a curated record
AUGUCCCCAGAAGAAGACCAAUACGCCCCCGAGGCAACAGGCGACGCAGAAACCUCCCUAACGUACCCGGUCCAAGCCUCCGCGCUCCGCAAAGGCGGCUACGCAAUGCUCAAAUCGCACCCGUGCCGCAUCCUCGAGCUCACGAGCGCCAAGCCGGGCAAGCACGGGCACGGCAAGACUCUGGUGCGGGGCCGGGAUAUCUUCUCGGGCGUCGCGGUCGAGGAUUCGUGGCCCAGUUCGCAUAGUGUGAUGGUGCCGGUCGUGAAGAAGAAGAGUGGCGAGAAGCAGGAUGUGAAGCUGCCUGAGAACGAGAUUGGUGCUAAGGUCAAGAUACUAUUGGCCGAGGAUAAGCCAGUUCGUGUUACGAUCCUCGCUGCUAUGGGGAAGGAGCUUUGCGUGGAUGCGAAGGUCGGGAAUGAGGACUAGAUGUUCUCGAGCUUCGUUGACUGCGUUUUGAGUUUGUGUGUGGCAAGUCGUAGAGGUUUUGUCCUGUCGUGUUUUGAUGGGUUUUCCUCUAUGUCCUUAGGGGGCUGAAUGGCGCUUGCAGUGUAUUCGUAGAGUUUUUGUAGAUUUCCUGAAAAUUG